CAGAAAUUGAAGCCUGUGUGAAAGUGUCUGUCGAGUAGGCCGGCGGUUUUUGCCGAUCGAAUUAAAACAAUACGCGCGUAUAGUUUCAUUCGCACAUUGGAAAGAGGUAUAAGGAAGCAUACAUGACUUUAUCGCCGCUGGCACCAACCAAGGAUGCACGUCACGUUAGCUUUCCUGAUCUUUGUAGUGGCAUCAGUCUCAAGAGUAUCAUCUAAUCAGGAAAACAGUAACGUAACGCUCAAUGCAACAAAUUACAUAUGGCCUGAUUGGUGGCAACAAAUAUUUGCUCCAAAACCAUCGACAACUACAACGACUGUUAGACCUUCAACUGUUCAUGUACCAUCUCAUCAAGAAUCUUGUCCUUCUUGCGAUUGUGGUUUAACAAAUAAACAACAUAGAAUUGUUGGCGGAGUGGAAACGCAAGUAAACGAAUAUCCAUGGAUGGCAUUAUUGUUCCAUAAAGGACGAUUUUAUUGUGGUGCUAGUGUAAUUAAUUCUCGAUAUGUACUGACAGCUGCCCACUGUGUAGUUGAUAGGUUUGAGAAGAAAUCAUUAACUGUGAGAAUAUUUGAACAUGACAGAAAUUCAACAUCCGAGUCGGAAGUUGAAAAUUUUCAAAUUGAGGAAAUUAUUCGCCAUGGAGAUUAUUCGACAAUAAAUUAUGACAAUGAUAUCGCUUUGAUUAGAAUCAGUGGUGAAUUUAAAUUUCAAGGAAAAAUGAGACCUGUCUGCCUGCCUGAAAAAACCAAGACUUUCUCUGGCAUAACAGGCAUUGUGACUGGAUGGGGUGCCAUUGAACAAUCUGGACCGGUUUCAUCGGUUUUACGAGAGGUCAUGGUACCCAUUAUUUCAAAUGCAGAAUGUCGUACUAGUCGAUAUCCAGCGCGAAGAAUUACUGAUAACAUGUUAUGUGCUGGUUACAAAGAGGGGGCAAAAGAUUCAUGUCAGGGCGAUAGUGGUGGUCCAUUACAUGUACGAAAAGGACGAGUACAUCAGAUUGUUGGAGUAGUUUCCUGGGGUGAAGGAUGUGCUCAACCCAAUUAUCCUGGCGUUUACGCAAGAGUUAAUCGUUAUUUGACAUGGAUAGAUCGCAACACAGCUGAUGCCUGUUAUUGUUGAUUAUAUCAUUUUUUUUUUAUAUCAUUGUUAUAUAAUUUCAUUUAUUUUUUGAUGUUAAAAUUUUCACUUUUUUUUUCUAUAUUUAAUUAUUUAUCGUAAAUUAUUUAUUUUCCAUUGUUGCAAUAAUUUAUUUGGUAAUAAUAUUUAUUAGUAGAAAUAAUUAUUUAUUAAGUAAUUAAUUAACAGUAAUAACUAUAAAAAAUUAACUCAAACAAACGAAACAAUAUUGUAUUUGGUAAAUAUUAAAUAACAGCAAAAUUGUUUAAAUUCUUUAAUUUACAGUAAAUAUUUGUACAAUUGAGAUAAAAAGGACAGGAUAACUAUCUAAAAUUUUAUAUGCAGUUACAUA
Messenger RNA from Leptopilina boulardi, 1468 nucleotides. RefSeq names its product trypsin-1-like. Bases 154 to 1119 code for a protein of 321 amino acids. Gene Ontology annotation, biological process: proteolysis. The record is from RefSeq and is a predicted model, not a curated record. The transcript is spliced from 7 exons. Lineage: Eukaryota; Metazoa; Arthropoda; Insecta; Hymenoptera; Figitidae. Gene Ontology annotation, molecular function: serine-type endopeptidase activity.